AUGGUUCAUUUCGAAGACCUUCGCCAGACGGCCUACAAUGCCGAGAACGACCUAAACUCGUACCAGGCUAAGCAAGGCCUUGGUCGGAAGAGCGACUCGACCCUCGAGUCCGGCGUUGAUGAGAUGGUCGACCAGCGAUUCCCUCAAUCAAGAGGCGUCAAGUAUGGCCCUGGAUCAGUAGCUUCUCGUAGUGACCACCGCAAGAUUCCCGAGGACGAGGGUGGCACCCGGGACGAUCGUGGCAGACUAGCUACGGGAGAGCAGUACCUGGGAGAGGGUGGCCCGGAGGACAAGAUUAAGAUAAAAUCCCAGUACCGGCCUGGUGACCAGGACAGUAUCAAUGUGCAGACUAUGAAGCGCCGGGGAAUUGCGGAUUAG
Messenger RNA from Penicillium daleae, 378 nucleotides. RefSeq lists its product as uncharacterized. The transcript is spliced from 3 exons. NCBI's taxonomy places the organism in Eukaryota, Fungi, Ascomycota, Eurotiomycetes, Eurotiales, Aspergillaceae. The record is from RefSeq and is a predicted model, not a curated record. Bases 1 to 378 code for a protein of 125 amino acids.